This is a messenger RNA of Asterias rubens (European starfish), 1841 nucleotides long. Its product is annotated as probable acyl-CoA dehydrogenase 6. The coding region runs from base 1 to 1296 and encodes 431 amino acids. The record is from RefSeq and is a predicted model, not a curated record. Gene Ontology annotation, molecular function: acyl-CoA dehydrogenase activity; flavin adenine dinucleotide binding. The transcript has 9 exons. Gene Ontology annotation, biological process: fatty acid beta-oxidation using acyl-CoA dehydrogenase. Lineage: Eukaryota; Metazoa; Echinodermata; Asteroidea; Forcipulatida; Asteriidae.
AUGGCGAUGUCCAGUGCACUGAGAAAUUGCCACCGAUGUGGUCGGUUGUUUACAACGGACUUCACUCGUUUUUCACGAGUUGGGAUUCGGAAUUUAUCGGGAGUUCAACCGUCUGAAGAACCCAGUAAUGAAUCUGUUUUUACUGAACAACACAUCGAGUUAAAACGGUCUCUUAACAAGUUAAUCGAGAAGGAGAUUAAUCCCUAUGUCGACCAGUGGGAGGAAGAGAGACAGUUUCCGUCUCAUGAAGUCUUCAAGAAGCUAGGAGAUGCUGGAUUCUUAGGACUUAACAAACCAACAGAGUAUGGAGGAGCCGGUUUGGAUUUUAGCUACAACAUGGCCAUGGCUGAAGAAUUAGGAAGUAUUCACUGCGGAGGUAUUCCAAUGGCAAUUGGAGUUCAGUCCGAUAUGUCAACACCAGCAUUGGCUAGAUUUGGAAGCGAUGAGUUGAAGCGAGAGUUCUUAGCGCCAUCGAUUGCUGGCGAUGUCGUUGCUUGCUUGGGAGUCAGUGAAACUGGAUCAGGAUCGGACGUUGCAAGCAUACAGACCAAAGCGGAGAAACAAGGUGGAGACUACAUCAUUAAUGGUGGUAAGAUGUGGACAACCAAUGGAAUUAAAGCAGACUGGUGCUGUCUCCUUGCAAACACAAGUGGUGGAUCAUCACAUCAGAAUAAAUCUCUGAUUUGCGUCCCUAUGGACACCAAAGGUGUUGUAAGAGCCAAAAAGAUCGACAAACUCGGCAUGUGGUGUUCAGAUACGGCUCAGCUAUUCUUUGAAGAUGUUCGAGUACCACAAAAGAAUUUGAUUGGUCAGGAGGGUUUGGGAUUCACCUAUCAGAUGCUUCAGUUUCAAGAAGAGAGAAUGUGGGCAGCUGCAGGAGUGCUACUACCACUGGAAAAUAUAAUCACCGAUACCAUCAAUUAUACUAGACAGAGAAAGGCCUUUGGCAAGUCUAUUCUAGAGAAUCAAGUGGUUCAUUAUCGUCUUGCUGAGCUUCUUACUGAGGUGGAGUUGCUGAGAUCUCUAGUCUAUAGAAUUAUCAGUCUAUACACCCAGGGCAAAGAUGUAACCAAGUUGGCCUCCAUGGCUAAAUUGAAGGCAGGUCGACUCAGUAGAGAAGUCACUGAUUCCUGUUUGCAAUACUGGGGAGGUAUGGGCUUCACUAGUGAAGUCUUAGUCAGUAGAUUCUACAGGGAUUUCAGGCUUCUUUCGAUAGGCGGCGGAGCUGAUGAAGUGAUGCUAUCCAUUAUCAGCAAGUACAUGGGAACACUGCCUUUAUCUCCAAAGAAAAAAUGAGAUAAAUGGGUUGAAGGUACGAUCCGCUUUCUUCCCAGAACACGAUGCUAAGAGUUAAGAGGUAGCGACACAUGUCUGUAUAGGCUUCUAUCAAGUGUACAUUAUAAAAACAAACUAUAAAUUUAAGCCGAUGAAGUUUUUUGGGUAAAACAAAACGGCAACAGGUUUUUCUGUUUUGAAAUAACUUGAACCAAUUUCAGGGCCACACUACCGUUAUUAAUCGCACGGUUAUGCACUUUUUAAAAUAACUGGUAAAGAUUUUUAAUAAUCUUCGCUGUCCACCCUAUUAAUAUCUAGAAAACGCUAUACCAAAAUUGAAGGCGUAAAAAAACAGGGGCGCAAGUCACUACUAACAAAAGUCUGAAUCUGGGAUCCAAAUCUUUGGAGUUACAUUGAAAUGAUGGCAUUUCUACCUUUCCAAAGAGAUUUUAGGAACAGCAUCUUCAGUAUGUGGGUUUUUAGGCAUUGCACGGUGAGGUAUCAAUGUAUAUUCGUUUUGCGUGUGAGGUAUCAAUGUUUAUUCGAUGUGUGAUAAUAAUAACCAG